AGAUUCAAGUUUACCUGUAGAAGAACUUCCCAGAAUUACAAUUUUGUACCAUGUCACUAAGACGUUGUUUUUGAUAGUCUUUAUACACUGUAUGUGCGUGUCUGCCUUUCUUUUCUGUUUUUUUGUAUUACAUAGUGCACGUAUUAAACUUUUAUAAGAUAAACAAACAAGUGCACUACACUACAUUUUUUUUGUGAAAUUUGAUUGGUUGUUUUUAAUGGGAUCAAGGGUUUUGGGGACAGCAGGAUUACCUGCAGAUAAGGCCUUAACAGGUGUUCCAAGGCUUCUAGACGAUCUGCAAAGGCUUUCUGAAGAUACGGAUUCCGCUGAUAUCGUUUUUCUUCUUGGACGGGAUGAAGAACGGGUUUACGCACACAGGGUUAUUUUAAUGGCACGAUGUAAAAGCUUUCAAACAGCGAAACGGGGAGAGGUAUGUAGAAUACCAGGAUGUUCCGUAGCCCCUGCAGCUCCUGGCACCCCCACACCCAUAAGAUUACCACAAGCUCCUCCAGAAACUUUUAAGCAGUUUUUGCUGUACGUUUAUACAGGAAAAAUUUUGCUCCAAGAUAGUGGAGUAUUUGAAAUGUUAGCUUUGGCCCAAGAGUUAGGCGUUGAUGAACUAAGAACAGCCUGCGAAGAUCAUGUCACCUCAACUUUAUCAGUGGCUUCAGCUUGCACUUUCCUAGCAGCUGCCAUGGACAUCCAGGAAAAAUCACCAGGUGGAAAGGCUGCUGCUGGCUUUGUGGAGAGAUGUGUAAGCUAUAUUGGAGAAAAUGCAGCAGAGUGUGUUCGUACAAAUUCUUUCCUUUCAUUAUCAAAGGAAGCAGUUAUUAAACUUAUAUCAUCAGACUAUUUGUGUCUUGAAGAAGAGGAUGUGUGGCGGGCAGUUUUAAAUUGGGCAAAGUACCAAGCUGGUGUCACACAACCUACUGCCCAUUGGACUGAAGAGGAAAGAGCAAGAGUUUGUCAACAUUUGUCUACUGUAAUAAGUCACGUUCGUUUAUUAUUAAUUGAUAGUCAAGUUUUUGCUGAAGAAGUGGAGCCAACAGGAGCUGUUCCAAUGGAAUUGAGCUUAGAGAGAUACAGACACGCAGCUCUACCAAGUAAAUAUCGUGAGGGUUCAGAAGAUCAGAGACUCAAGCCUAGAGUUUCACCUCAUUUAUUUCCUGGGUCAUUAAUUUUAGACCAAGACAAAAGCCACUAUCAGAGAAUUUUGAAUACUUGGUUUGGCUAUGCUAAGCAAACGUGGAGACUUAUUUACAGAGCCAGCACUCAUGGUUAUUCAGCCUCUGCCUUCCACAGACAUUGUGAUGGAAUCACCCCAACUUAUGUUAUUGUAUUGGGGGCAAGAGGUGAAAUCUGUGGAGGUUUUAGUGAUGCACCCUGGGGCCGACCUACCGGGAAAAGUCAUUACGUAGCUUCAGAAAAAGCGUUUCUUUUUACACUUUGCAAUCAUCAAGAUUUACCACCUACUCAGUUUCAUAUAAUAAAAAAACCUUUUGCAAUUUGUUAUCAUCCUGAUUCUGGGCCGAUAUUCGGUGCAGGUGCGGAUUUACUUAUUUCCAGUAAUUGUAAUAGCAACAUGGACAGUUAUUCAAAUCUUCCCCACACUUAUGAUGGGGAAGGAGCAUCUCCUGCAGCUCUUAUGGGAGAUUAUAAUUUUUCUAUUGCUGACUAUGAGGUUUUCACUCCCAUGAGUACAACUUCCAAAAUUUCAAAAUCAGAAAGGUAUUCCUAAUAGAUUAAUUUUAUUUAUAUGCAUUAAAUACCGGGAAAAGUAAUAUCAACUUGGACUUUUACGUUUUGCCUUAAAUCUCUCAGACUGUAAUAAUUAAUAUUGUAUUUUUAAAACAUUGAUUUGUACUUCCUUCUUUUAUUUCAAUAAAUAAUAAUAUUCAA
This is a messenger RNA of Agrilus planipennis (emerald ash borer), 1899 nucleotides long. RefSeq lists its product as uncharacterized. The record is from RefSeq and is a predicted model, not a curated record. Gene Ontology annotation, molecular function: protein binding. The coding region runs from base 218 to 1738 and encodes 506 amino acids. The transcript has 9 exons. NCBI's taxonomy places the organism in Eukaryota, Metazoa, Arthropoda, Insecta, Coleoptera, Buprestidae.